Messenger RNA from Suillus plorans, 556 nucleotides. RefSeq lists its product as uncharacterized. NCBI's taxonomy places the organism in Eukaryota, Fungi, Basidiomycota, Agaricomycetes, Boletales, Suillaceae. The transcript has a single exon. The record is from RefSeq and is a predicted model, not a curated record. The coding region runs from base 177 to 410 and encodes 77 amino acids.
AGCUUCAACACUGGCCGCGAACAUUCAACACAUGGAAACCCCGCCUCUUGUGUAUUAUGUUUAUUGCGCGAAUGCAAACACUUGACGGUAUUAUUUAUUCACUGCGAGCCUUGAAGCUUGAAGCUUGAUUCAUCGCCGUCCUUUGGUGUUGCCACAGGUAAUUAUAUCAUAGAUCCAUGUAUCCAACACUCCAUGCCACUGAUCUCAGUGAUCUGCCCCAACACAGGAUGGACCUACACUGGAAUUCCGCAGCCAAGACAGCCACUGCAAUGGUCGAGGUUCUCGAACGACAGAAUAUCAACAUCAAAACCCAUGGGAAACACCUAACAAUAUCUGUGCAUUUGACGCACUCGGAGAACCACACAAAGGGCGGAUAUACGGUGCAUGGCAAGUCUUCUAGGUUAUGGUGAUCGCAUCAUCCAGGCUGAGCGCUUAGGCUUUCCAUGCCAUGAUGGAGAAUGUAAUGGUUACCGUGCGCUUCAUCGCGUGAAGAUGCGAUCCUAUCUGCAUGUUGCGCCAUGUGUUUACUUCGGAUUUGUAUCUUUGGCAUCCUGUG